AUGUCGCGAAUCACGAAAGAAUUAGUUAGGAAACGAGCUGAGCAUAACGAAGGAGAAAUCGGUACCUUGGAAGAGCUCACACUGCAUCAACAAGAUAUAGAGAAGAUUGAAUUUUUGAACAAGAACUGCACAAAGUUAAAGAUAUUGUAUCUUCAAAAUAAUCUGAUUUCCAGAAUAGAAAAUCUAAAUCGACUGAAGCAGUUAGAAUAUCUAAACCUAGCGCUGAAUAAUAUAGAAAUUAUUGAAAAUUUGGAAGGUUGUGAGUCUUUGAAAAAGUUAGAGUUAACGGCAAACUUCAUCGGAGAUUUAAUCAGUGUUGAGAAUCUUAUCAACUUGGAGCACCUGGAAGAAUUAUACUUAAUAGGUAAUCCGUGUACAGAAUAUGAAGGAUAUCGGGAAUUUGUUAUCGCCACUUUACCCCAGCUAAAACUUUUGGACGGCGAGGAAAUAGGCAAGGCCGAGCGUAUUAAAUCCUUUCAAAAUAUUUCGACUCACUACAAGUCAAUAUUAGAUGCCCAAAAGGCGUAUUUCGAGAGACGGGUUCAGGAAAAAGCCCAUGCGUUAGAAAGAAAAGAGGCACUCGAGCGAAAAUUAAAGGAGAAUGAUGGUUUUUAUCGUAUCUUCCUUGUAUCCCGUAGAGAUAUUGAAAAGUUAGCUGCGGAAUUUUGGAAUGAAAAAAGUCCUUAUACACCUGAAUCUCGACUUGAAACUUAUGAGUUUCUUAAACUUCAAAAAGAGCAGAAAUCUGGUGCACCAUCUAAGUUAGAAAACCCCAAACCUAGGCGAACCGUGUUCUUCGCGGAAAAUGGUCGCCCUUACAAUAUAAAUGAGCCAAAGCAAGUUUUUACAGCAUUUAAAAAUUUGGAUACAAGCUUAAUAGACUGCGAUGUUCAAACGAAUUAUAUUCGUGUAACACUAAGAAAUAAAGUAAUUCACAUAUUCCUGCUCGUUGAAACGAAUUUUGGUCUUAUUCAGACACUAUUCCUUUUCAAGGUAUUCCAAUUAGCUUUACAUGAAGAGGUUCAUCCAGAUAGAUCAUCAGUUCAGAGAUCUCGAGUCACUGGCCGCUUACUCAUUCGAAUGCCCAAAGUCAAGACCUCUUCAGUAAUCGAAUCCUUGAGUACAACAAAAUCGAAACGCCUGACUGAUCUUACAAAGCAGUCGGCUGGAGAGAAAGAGGAAUGUUGUUCACUAAAAAUUCACUGUAACUUUGAGUCAUACCUAAAUGACAAGAAAGGGAAAUCGAACGAAACCCAGUCAAAUCUCCUUGAAGUUGGACCCUCCAAAGCAACAGUUGAUUGGCGAAAUAUUACAAAAUCAGAAUGCCCUCGUGAUCGAGGAGACAUGAAAGUAAAAAAUUCGUCAGCUACUAUCCGAAAGGAUCGGGAAAAUAGUCCCAGUUUUGUUGACAAUCCCAACGUUCCGCCAUUAGAAUGA
Molecule: messenger RNA, 1437 nt
Organism: Rodentolepis nana
Lineage: Eukaryota; Metazoa; Platyhelminthes; Cestoda; Cyclophyllidea; Hymenolepididae
Source: the annotation of a GenBank genome assembly